AUGGAUAAAAAUUCAAACGGACAUUGCUUGCGUACCGAGCGUGGUGGUGUGGGAUUUGAACAAGCGCUCCACAUUGGAAUUCGUGACCAGUUCGAAAGUGCACACAUUGUCGGCUGCCUGUUCUACUGGAAGCAGGCUAUACGGCGAAAAAUGAUUUCAUUGGGGAUCACUCGAGCGGAGGUCGCAGCUGCCAUGGAGCCUGGAAAGCAGAUCGCAAAGAAAAAUGGCAAGCGUUCUGAGACUACUAUGUGA
Molecule: messenger RNA, 252 nt
Organism: Phytophthora nicotianae INRA-310
Lineage: Eukaryota; Oomycota; Peronosporomycetes; Peronosporales; Peronosporaceae
Exons: 2
Coding region: 1-252 (83 amino acids)
Source: RefSeq, a predicted model, not a curated record